This is a messenger RNA of Teleopsis dalmanni, 904 nucleotides long. RefSeq lists its product as uncharacterized. The transcript has 2 exons. Bases 218 to 559 code for a protein of 113 amino acids. Lineage: Eukaryota; Metazoa; Arthropoda; Insecta; Diptera; Diopsidae. The record is from RefSeq and is a predicted model, not a curated record.
UAUAAUAAAUAAAUAUGAGCUGAAAGUAUUGAUAUGUUUGUUUUGUGCUAGUGCCAGAUUCAUCAUCAUAUUGAAUUAUUGCAACCUGUUGAAGAUGCACAACAUAAAUUCUUGGAAAUAUACUUCAUGGGCAAUAUGAUGGAACAACUUGAACGGCGUCAAGAGAUCAACACAGCAAUGAAAAUAACAAUUCUUCAAGAUCUGCAGCAACUACUUCAUGAACAUCAUUGGUCAGGCAUUGGUCAGGCUGUUCAAGACUGCGUUGGAGCGCAUGCCACAUGAUAACUACAAAGUUGUGAUCAGAGCGGAUAAACGACCAGCAGAAACACAUGAACGCAAAUUUAACGCUCCAACAAUAGAUAAAGUUGCAAUCCUGAUCGUUGGAGAAAACUUGAACAUACGCGAUAUUGUGCUUACACGUCGCGAUACUGGGCAACUGCAACAAGUAUGUGAAACACACCGUUCAUAUGACACGUUGCAAUACCCACUGAUGUUUUGGCAAGAAGAUGAUGGAUAUGACUUCAAUAUAAAAAUGAUAAACCCAUUGAAUGGUUUGUGAGGAAACUACCAAGAAAAUUAGUUCGUGUAAUCCAAAAUGGAAAGAAAUUGUUCAAAUGCUGCUUUCUGGACAGACAUCAAGUGAUCGGCACGACAUCACUGCACGUGUAUUCAAGCACAAAAUUCGAUCGCUGAUGAAUCUAAAAUUUAAUAUAACAUUCAUUGACUGUUACGCGGUACGAAGUUCGCGGGGUCACCUAGUAUAUUCAUAAAUUUAAAUAAACAAAAUUUCUAAGUCACGCAAUGAUUAUUAGCGAAAGUGCUUUCUAUGUAUGUAGGUAUAUAGCAAUAACUGACUAUAAACCAUUUCCGAAUCUCAUUCAUAAAAUUUUUAUUAGAGCUCAGA